AUGAGUGACACCAACAUCGAGAGAGUUGUCGAGAAGUCUCGUAGAUUUCUGACCCAAGCUCAAUCAAUAUGUCAUGAGUCGAAUAAUCGGCUAUUGUUACUUAAAGUUCGGAUACAGGAAUGGCAAAAGUACAGAUCUAAGUUACAAUUUGUUUUGGAGUGUAUCUCAGAACAGACUGAUUUCUUGACUACCAUACUGCUGAAAAGGGGAAUUGGGGAAAGCCUCAUUGAAAAGGAGUGGCGCUCCGUAGUACUGGUUGAUUUAGUGAAUGAAAUGGAACAUUGGCAAAAGGAAAUCCAGAAGACAGUUGAAAGGCUAGACAACAUCAAAAACGUUCUUGAGCAACAACGAGAUACUCAUCUAGGUGACUUUAUUUCCCGAGAUACCCCACAUGCAUUAGGUGAAAAGCUUACUGAGGUACCCGUAAUUAAGAAACAGGUUGAAAAUAUCACAAAACAAUACCAGCACAUGUUGAGCAAAGUCCAGAGCCAAGUGGUUGGCACCCGACUAACACGAGUGAAUCAGGAAUUUGACAGGAAGUUCAGUGAUCAAUGUGAAGAAAAUGUGAAGCUGGACGAACAGUCUACCGCCGAAGCAGAUCAGCUGGAGCAAGAACUUGCAGAUUUCCUCAAGUCCUUCACUGAUCAUUUUGACAAGUGUGGUAUCUUGCUAUCAAGGUCGCUGGCACCGGUUGAUAGUAAAUCACUUUACGAAAUUGUCGAGCGCGAUGACAAGGAUUUGCCUGCUAUUGACUCCGCAUUAAAAGAAGCUGCUAGUGACGUCGCAAGAUUUACAGAUGACGGAAAUGCACUUCUCGAUAAGAAAGAAGGAGAAAAAGCUGAUAUGGAAGCAGCUGUUAUGAAAAUGAUGAAUGAAUUAAGAAAACACGAGGAAUAUAUUUUGGUUUUUGAAGGCAUCUCUAAGCUCAUAAGAAAGUUCAAAAUCUCUUGCAUGAACAGUAUACGGCAGACAAGAGAACUUCUCGACUUCUACGCUAACUUCGAAAAGAGCUAUUAUAAUUUGCUUUCAGAAGUAGAGAGACGACGGGAAGUGGCGGCCAAGAUGUCACAGGUUAUCAAAAGUUGUGAGGAUCAGCUUGCGCAACUAAAUUCAGCUGAUAUACGAGAGCGACAAAUGUUUCUUUUAGAAAAUGGAGACUUCCUCCCAGAAACAAUUUGGCCUCACGAGAUUGGUAAUUUAUCCCCUCUAUAUUCACUGGACUCCAGUGUCAGAAAAAUUUGA
This is a messenger RNA of Lachancea nothofagi CBS 11611, 1242 nucleotides long. The record is from the annotation of a GenBank genome assembly. NCBI's taxonomy places the organism in Eukaryota, Fungi, Ascomycota, Saccharomycetes, Saccharomycetales, Saccharomycetaceae.